GCCAUGUCAUAAACACCAAUCCAUUCACUGCUUGGCUCUUGAAUUUGGUGAUGAAAGUAAGGAAUACGGCAGUGGGUUUUUCCCAGCUCGUGAAACCCAUGCCUACCCAUCAGAGGUGAGGCGUAUUCCAUGAUCUAGAGGGAAACUGAAUCCCUGGAAUAACUCUGGAGAGGCUGCUGUGCUCCUACAAUAAACAGAGCACUGCUAUCGAAGCUGGCUCUCCACAAACCUUUAGUGUGUGAGCCAGGGGAUGUGUUCUCACAAGUGAGGGGCAAUCCCCUGUGCGCUGUCACACACGUCCAUGAGGGCAAUGCCACUUCAGAAACCUUAUCCCUGUGCUAGCCCCGCUCUGAGCUUGGUGGAGGGCAAGGUCCACGCUGGUGAUGGUGACCGGAUUGUUCUGUUCUGUGCAGGCAGGGCUGAGCUACCGAGGGCCAUGGAGCACAGCAGCAGAGUGGACAGGAGGAUCCUGGCACUGAGAGCACGAGCCCAGACACUCGACUUGGAAAGGAAAGCCUUCAUCCAUCUGGUUGAACAGCUCAAAGAGGAGCUCUUUGAGUACCAGAAGAGGGAGAAGCAAGGACUGCCUGCGCCAGCCGAGGCUGAAGGAGUCGCUGUGCCCUCUCUGCAGACACAGGGCACAAAGGAUGAAGGGAGGAGUGAAGGAGGCUGUGUUCCAGGCAAAGCUGGCUCGGAUCAAGAAGAUGGGUAUCAGGAUAGUGAAGCACUUCACAGAAGGUGCUGGGAGGUGAUUGAGACCAGCAUUGAUUCACAGCUCCUUCCCAAGCUGCAAACACUGGAGCAGGAGCACAAGGCUUUGCUUGAGUGCAGUGAAGAUCUGGAUUCGACUCCGGGAGAGACACAGAUCCAAAGCAAGCAGGAGAAGGAACACUUUGAGAGUGCGGUGGAGGGACUUCAACAGCAAGUUAUAAGUUUAGAAGCAGAGUUACUUCAAGUGCAGAAGAACAAAGCUGAGAUGAAUGGGGAUGAGCAGGUGUUGUCUGGAGCGCAAGAGAUGCAAGAGAUGUUGAAAAGCUGUCAGGAAACAAUAGAAAAACUGGGAAAUCAGCUGGGAGAGCGGAGAGAACGGAGGAAGCAGCUUGCAUCUGAACUGGAACUCUUACGAGAAGAUCUGAAGGCUGAGAAGAAGGUGCUGGGCAGCCAGGUCUCUGGACUCCUACAAGAAAGAGAACAGAUUGAAAACCUCGAGCAGACACAUGAACAUCUAUGUACAGAUGAAAAGAGACCUGAAGACCAGAUCAAGAACUCAAGGGAUGAACAAGAACUGCUCUGUCCUGAGUUACCAGGCAGCAACAAGAAGAGGGAGGAGCUAGAAAAGCAGCUGAAAGAGAGCAAUGAAGACAAGCGGUUGAUCCUGGAAGAGCUUGCCCAGCUAAACCAAGGUGUUCUGGCUACCCAGGAGCAGGGCGACAGCGUGCUUGGAGAGACCCUGAGGAUGAAUCAAGGCUUGGCACAGGGAGGGAAGAGGUUUCCCGUGUCGCAGAGCUCUGCAGGCAGUUCAGAUGGGAGCGUUAAACAGGCUCUGACCCAGGAGAGCUUCCAGCAGCAGGAGGAGAAGCUGCAGCAGCUCCAGCAGGACCUGCGCCGGGUUCAGAACUUGUGCAGCUCAGCCGAGAGGGAGCUGAGGUACGAGAGGGAGAAGAACAUCGACUUCCAGAAGCAAAACCUCUUGCUCCAACAGGAAUGCACCAAGGUCAAAGCCGAGCUGAAGCAAGCCCGGGCAAAACUCUUGGACACAACAGAAACAUGCUCCGCUCUCACCGCACAGUGGGAAAAAAGCCAGCAGAAGGUCAAAGAACUCGAACAAGAGCUCCUGAAGUGCUCCCAGGCUGACAAACUGCAGAGCAGGCUGCAAGAGAAGCUUGCACAGGAGAAAUCCAACGUGUGCGAAGCACAGAAGAAGAUCUCAAAACUCCAGCAAAAGCUGAAGGAGUCCCAGCACCAGCUCCUGCUGGCAGAGGCCCAUGUGUCAGACAAGAAACUCCUGGAGGAGGAACUGAAGGAGGCCCGAGAAAAUGAAGCUCGUGUGCAGCAAGAACUUCAUGAGGAGCAGCUGAAAAGGAAGCUCCCGGAGCAGCAGGUGGAGAUGCUGCAGCAACAGCUCCGGCAUUCCCGGGAGACGGAGGCAUCGCUGGCCAAGAUGCACGUGGAGCUGCAGGCCAAGACUCUGCACGUCCUGGACAGCGAGAGGAAAACCGACUCGAGCGAGCACCUCCAGUGCCAGAAGGAGAACCAGAAGCUUUCAGAGCAGCUUGCUCUGCUGAAGGAGGAAAACAAAGCCCUUUAUGAGGAAGGAGUCCGGAUCCUGAGCCAGAAGGAUCUGUGUGUCAGGAAAUACAACGAAACGCAGCUCCGCCACAAAGCCAAGAUCCGCAGGGCCAAGGAGACCUUUAUCCACGAGGUGAAACAAAGGGACAGCAGGAUCAAGCAGCUUGAAAAUGAGCUCAGCGAGUCAAAGCUCCAAGUGGAAAAGGGGAAGAUGCUGGUUGCUCAGAUCACUGCUGAGAAUGAGAAAUUCCUGCAGGAAAGACGACGGCUCCUGCAGAAGAUCACUGACCAAGAGGAGACCCUGUGGAGCAACCGCUCCAUGAUUGCCACCCUGCAGAGCAGAGUGAAGAUCCUGGAUGAGGAGCUCAUGCGGCUGCACGAGGGCAAGCUCCAGCUCUCUGGCCACGUGCCCACCUCGCAGCGCGCACCAGGGAGCAUCCACGCUUCCAACACGGAGGACUUGAAGAGCAUCACCUCCUCUGACCGCCGUCUACAGGGCAAGGUGUUGCCAUCUCCCCAUGCCAGCUUCCCACCACGAGAUCCACCGGAUUCGCUGAGCAUCCUGAAGGGCACACAACACCCAAAGCCUGAAGGAGAAGCCGAAAGUCAAGACUUGGCCUUUUGCUUAUCCCCCUGUCAGCCUUCUGAGCUCGGGUACUUAAAUGUAGCUUCGCCUGGAGACACCACAGCCUCCCAGCGGCAGGACGAGAGGCAGGGGAGCAGCUCUGGGAACUCGUGAACAGGGGAAGAUGCACCGGUGAGCUCCUCAAAG
Messenger RNA from Pezoporus flaviventris, 3061 nucleotides. It is a transcript of the gene CCDC30, whose product is annotated as coiled-coil domain containing 30. Bases 302 to 3028 code for a protein of 908 amino acids. The transcript has 18 exons. Lineage: Eukaryota; Metazoa; Chordata; Aves; Psittaciformes; Psittacidae. The record is from RefSeq and is a predicted model, not a curated record.